AUGCAAAACAUCGAUGCGCGGCGGCCAAGCCGCAACGACACAUUCGAUCUACGAGGACAAAUUCAUGCCGACGACCAGAUGGAAUUAGAUGCUCAUGCAGAUGCUGCGAACUUCGUUGGCACAGACGACGAAGAACAUUCUGUACUGGAGGAUGACUCUGAAGGUGAAGAAAGAGAGGACUAUAUCGACGAAGUUGACGACGGGUCGUCUUCCUUGUCAAUACCAAACGAGUCUAUAGACUUUGACUUGGUAUACUCCCUUCACAGUUUCGCGGCUACCGUUGAAGGUCAGGCGAAUGUUGUUAAGGGCGACAGCUUGUUCUUGAUGGACGAUAGCAACAGCUACUGGUGGCUCGUUCGUGUUCUCAAAACGCAAGAAGUCGGUUAUAUUCCUGCCGAAAACAUCGAGACGCCGUUCGAACGUCUGGCAAGGCUUAACAAGCAUCGUAAUGUCGAUCUUGCAUCUGCUACACAAGCCGAGCUUCAAGAUGGUCUUGCAUUGUCGCAGGUUCGCCUUCGUAACAAUCUCAACUCUCGCCAAGGUCAUAAUCAGUCUCCAUCUCCUAACAUGCACAUGCAGUCCCAACCGACUAAGAGCGUUAAACUCAUUGCUUCUUUACGCGUCCAUAAAUAUCUUCCUGCUGUUUGGCAUUCAGAAGAUGAAGACGAAGACGUGGACGUGGAAUGGGACGAUGAAUCAUACGAAGGCGAAGAUGCGGCACUUGCCGCUGAAGAGGAGCAGGAGGAGCUCAGACUUGCCGAAGAGAGGAAAAAACUUGGCACAAUUGGAAUACCUAUGACUAUGGAGCCUGACGAUGGGAUGCGCUGGGAUGAUUCGGCUGUUGAAGGAAUGCGCGCGAGACAAAUGGCUCCGAGAUCUGUAGCUGAACCCCCCUCAAACAUACGGCCUAUUCCUUCAGAUGCUCUACAACAUCAGCAGCAAUUGCCCCAGCAACAGCAAGUCCAACAACAACGACAACAGGCGCUAGCCCAGCAGCAGCCCCAAGUUCUUGUGGCGUCGCCUGAACCACAAAUUUUACGUACAUCUGGUUCCCGCGAGAGACUUGCUCAGCCUCAAGACAGUCCUACUUCAUCCAACUCCGCUCAUCGUCGGGAUCCCCUCGAGCAGCAGGAUACCGUUCGCAUGACGAUGACACCCAGUAUCGUUCGCGAUCCCGAAGGUACUUCUACUCCUGUUCCUCUCCAAAAACAGGAAGAAGAGCGGAAACGCCUCCGGGAAGAGGAAUCGGAAGACUCGCUCAGAAAAAGAGCCAAAGGGAAGGAACCUCAGAAGAUGGCUCCUCCAGUCAGUUCUGCGAGUUAUGCGAAGUCCGUUUCAGCAGGGGGUUCAGGCUCCAAACUUCGAAAAGAGCGCGACACAGAAGGAGACGACGGGAAGAAAAAGAAGAGCUCAGUAUUUGGAGGGAUAUUUGGUCGUAAGAAGGAUAAAGACAAGAAGGACAAAAACGGCUCUGUAUCCUCGUUUGAUGUGUCAGACAGUGGACGACCUAGUCAAACUUCUGAUGAGUCCUCUGGAAGAGUGUCUGGCACCGAUACCCUAGCUUCUUCUCCGACCACACAAACCGCUAUGCAGCAGCAACAACAACAGCAAGUAGCCGCUCUUAGAAACUCGAUGGAUCCCCGACGGCUUAAUAACCAACCCCCACAGACACCACCAGGGAAGUCAACUAUCCCUCCGGAGGUAUCACAACAAUUGCGACAGAGGGACCAACAGCAACAGUUACUGUAUCAGCAGUACCUGAACCGCUCUCCGUCUUCCCCUCCCGAGCUUCAACCUUCGUAUGGCUUACAGUCAGUCUCUGCCUUGAACUCGUAUUCGAGCUCUUCCAGCGGGCUUGGUCCACCCACCCAACGUACCCGACCAGGAUCUUUAAUCCUCAACCAAGGCAUUACCGACGGCCAUAUCCCUGAGCUUAGCGUCAUUCGUGUUUUUGCAGGAAAAAAUCUCCAGACGGAGGCGACCUUCAAAACUGUUCUUCUCGCGUCCUCGACUACCUCUUCUGAACUUGUCAAGCAGGCUUUACAGCGGUUCAGGCUCCCUGCUGCUGAGGAUUCCAAUGACUACUAUCUCACAGUCAAGCAGGUCGAAGGGUCCUCCGCUAUCCUUCACGACACGGAGAAACCCCUUGUGGUUUUCGAAAGUCUCGUCGAGGCGGCGAUGGAGGUACCCAAAGUCAAGAGAAGCAGUAUGGGUAGUAUCAGCUCGAUCUCAAGUAAUCUCUCGAUGCAUCCGGCGAUCAAAAAGUUGCCUAUGAAUGACUUUUCGGAUGAUUCAGUGGUCAAGUUUUAUCUGAACCGAAGGGGUGAUCCAGAUGGUGACAGCGAUGUUGGGCAUAACGGAGCUGAAGAAGACACAACUUUGAUUGCUGCCGAUACUUCUACCAUUUCAGAGCUGGAGGUUGGAGCUUCACCAAGGCAUCUCACUGUUUCUACUCAAGGCAACGUUUCUGUAGAAAGAUUCAGUUCUCCUUCCUUCCGAUUUGCGAUGCAGGUCAUCAUAUACCCCGAGGAUCUUCCUGACGACAUGGUGUUUGAUCCGCUCACAGAAGCGAUUGUGUUCAAGCAUACAUUGAGGGAUAGACAACAGUCGUCACAGUCACAGUCGUCUGGGAUCCUGAUGAACCUGCGUCGCAAGGUUUUCGUUUUCCCCAAAAAUGUCACAGUUGCCGAAGUCAUCGAGAUUGGGCUCGAACGGUUCGGAAUAUUGGAGGGUGUGGUUGAUGGUGGUGACGAGGUCGAAGAUAAACUUGCGAAGAGAAGAAGCUCAUCGAGGGUGAGGUAUGGGUUGAGUGUCGAUAUGGGAGGCCAAGAGAAAGAGUUGGCUCCAUCCAGCAAAGUCAUCGAUGCAUACAGCCGGCCACCGACUUACAAGGCUGUUGACCGUCGAUUUCAAGACUCUAAAAGGCGUUCCGUGGACUCUGCCCAGCUUCUGGGUACCCUUGAGGACGUUUCCUCUGAUGAUCCGGUCUUCGUUCUCCGACGGGCGACAUCGUAUCGUAAUUCCACCUCCCGCCACCGUAUGUCUGCUCCGCUGGACGAGUUAGCGCUGCGGAAUCUUCAUCGAGAAUCUCAGUCUUCGAAUGCGAGCUCAGAUCAGUUGAGCCCAAGGACUUCGGAGAUGCAACUACAGCAGCAGUCGCAGUUUCAACCUUCACGGAAGGAGAUCAUCGCCGCCCAACGUGAAGCGUCCCGGGCUAACCAACGUGCGAUGCUUUCUACCCAAACAAACUCUGUGCGGGGAGUGGAUAUCCUUUUACCUGGAAAUGUGCGUCUACGAAGUUCGAGGUACGAUACUGACGACCGAUUGCGGUAUUCGUACGUUCUCCCCGACGGUGCUGCUUAUGAUAUCAGCGAUAUUGUAGAAGAGGAAUGGAAAGAUGGAACUGGCCACAAGCGAGAUCUCCUGGAAGGUGUCGUAGGUCGAGGAGGAGUUAACGAAAAACUCGACCGCGUUCUGAACAAGAUCAAGGUUGGAAAGGGGCAAGGAAAUUUAUUGCUUCAGAAACGGGUCCAGUCUCCUUCUUUACGGUCAGAUUCAGUGUCUUCGCGAUAUUCGUACGACGAUUCGGUUACGGUUGACGCACAUGCUCAAGUGCGUUCCCAGUCUGCAACUCCGGUAUCUGCAGCUCGGCCUGGCACAACAACACCAACAAACAUACCAAGCAACAGGCGAAAUCCCUCGGUAGCGUCUGUCUUGUCGGAUGGCUCCGGAUAUAUCACUGCCAAUUCCCAUGGGAUCACUUCACCUAUCGAACGAGAACGAUCUACGCCUACCCCGACAUCUGCCCUGAUAUCUGCGCCUCCGCUGACUCCGCUAACUUCACCUUCAACCUCAGCACCAGUCCCUACUCUUCCCCACCAACAACGAAAAACUCCAACGCCUACAACAAAACGCCCUCCUCCCAUCCAUACCAAAGAAGAUUUCGGCGUAUCACAUAUGCUCUCGGUGAUUGAGUUUCGGGCGAUGAAACCCAAGACGCUGAACAAGCCAGGAGGGCGAAAUGACAGCGAUGUUGAUUCUGUGAACGAUAUGCUCUUUGGUCGACCGAUCGAUCUGGAUAGUCUCCAUCCUAAGAUAAGAGAACUUUAUGCUGAUUCGUUCAAACGAAUGGCUGAAAUGGACGAGAUGCUAGAUAAAUAUUUAUUACAGCGUACUGCUGCUGGAAAAAAUUAA
Messenger RNA from Lentinula edodes (shiitake mushroom), 4194 nucleotides. RefSeq lists its product as uncharacterized. Gene Ontology annotation, biological process: establishment or maintenance of actin cytoskeleton polarity; signal transduction. The coding region runs from base 1 to 4194 and encodes 1397 amino acids. Gene Ontology annotation, cellular component: microtubule cytoskeleton; cell tip. The transcript is spliced from 4 exons. NCBI's taxonomy places the organism in Eukaryota, Fungi, Basidiomycota, Agaricomycetes, Agaricales, Omphalotaceae. The record is from RefSeq and is a predicted model, not a curated record. Gene Ontology annotation, molecular function: protein binding.